CGUUUCGCCUCUGCGCUACCCAGUGUGUCCACUAGAGGGCACCGAAGUCACUGUUUUGAUAGACGUGUAGGAAGAAGCUGGACGCCAUCCGUUCUCGAAUCUGCUCAGGUCUUACAGGAGCCGGCUUGAAUUGAUAUUUCAGAACCAAGAUGACGACUGCACCAUAUAAUUAUUCCUAUAUCUUCAAAUAUAUCAUUAUUGGUGAUAUGGGGGUUGGAAAGUCUUGUUUGCUUCACCAGUUUACAGAAAAGAAAUUUAUGGCGGACUGCCCUCACACUAUCGGGGUGGAGUUCGGCACACGGAUAAUCGAGGUGAGCGGACAGAAGGUGAAGCUGCAGAUUUGGGACACGGCGGGUCAGGAGCGAUUCCGCGCUGUCACUCGCAGCUACUACAGAGGCGCCGCCGGAGCUCUCAUGGUGUACGACAUCACCAGGCGAAGCACAUACAACCACCUGAGCAGCUGGCUGACUGACGCAAGGAAUCUCACCAACCCAAAUACAGUGAUUAUUCUUAUCGGUAACAAAGCUGACCUCGAAGCUCAGCGAGACGUUACAUACGAAGAGGCCAAGCAGUUUGCUGAAGAGAACGGCCUGUUGUUUCUGGAGGCAAGUGCCAAAACAGGUGAGAAUGUUGAAGACGCAUUCCUGGAGGCAGCUAAGAAAAUCUACCAGAACAUUCAGGACGGCAGUCUGGACCUGAACGCUGCCGAGUCAGGAGUCCAGCACAAGCCCAAUGCUCCACAAGGCGGUCGACUCUCCAGCGAUACACAGCCUCAGAAAGAGGGCUGCAGCUGUUAAUGACCAUGGAGACUUCUUCCUGUCUGUCUCGUUCCAUAUCUCCCCUCUAAACCCACACCACACCACCACCCCCCUCUCUCUGUGUAGCGUCCACUCUCUCUUUCGCUUUUCUUUCUCUCUCUUUCGCUUUUCUUUCUCUCACUCUCUCUCCCUCUCUUAUAUUCUCUUUCUCUCUCUCGUUCACUUUUUCUCCCUCUCUCUCAUUUUCUCUCUCUUAUUCUCGCUUUCUCUGUAUGAUCUGUGUGCUCUACCUAUCCUGAUUGGCCAUGAGGUUAGAGUUUGGGGCUGAGCAGCUCUGAAUGAUGAAGGGCAAGCAUUCAUCAGCUUCUGUCAUGUUCAUCCCUGCCCUCUUAUCUCCACUCUCACUCAUUUUAUCUGUUCAUAAUGCACACGUCCCAGUGCACUUAGCAAACAUUCACAGGAGGACGAAUUCUCCACCGAACACUAAUGUAGAUGGGGGGGGGAACAAAACUGAGUUUAUCAACAAACGGGUUGAUGUGCAUAACUGUAAAUGAGACAUCAUGUGUACAGGAGUUGUUUAAAUAGUGGGGUAAUUUAAAUCAAAUGAAAUUUUGAUAUGCGUUAUUCUCGUUUAAUAGGAAAUGAAGUUUAGGCAGAAUCUGAUUUUAGAAUGUGCUUAAGAGAAAAUGCAUGAUAAACUGUUAUUGUACAUUUUGUUAAAAAAAAACAAAAACUCUGUUUUAAUUAGGAUUAAUGCAAUGUCACAAGUAACCAGUCACCACAUGUUUAUCCUUGUUUGUACCUACUCAAGACAUAUAAUAAUAUACAAAGUACUAUACAGGAUGAGUAUUGUUAAACAAACGAAAGCGCAGUGGUAAAAAAAAAAAAAUCUUGUUUUUUCGGGGGGUGAGGCAUGGGGUUGCUUUAGAUACGAGAUGUUUUAAGACCUAGAACAUUAAGAGUAAUAUAUUAAACAGGACACAUAUUUGAGUCUGUAAAAACUUUUUUUUUUGCACUUUGUAGCUUGUUUUCAGUGGCCUAGAUCUUUUCUGUUUUAUUAUCUUUAUAGUCUUAAAUGCUCAAAAAGCAAAGCGUCCAGUGUACUAUAGAGUUCAAUAUCUGUUGGUCCUUGACAUGUUCAACAUCCCUGAUUCCCCAGCAUUGUUAAUGUAAAAACUAGACCAGCACUAUCUAACCCUGUCAAGGAAAUAAACCUCUAAGUAGUCAAAAAGUGUAUUUACACUUCAUAUCAACGUGACUUUUCAGUUCUAGUUUUCUGUUGCCUUAUGUUUUGUGUUUGUUCUCAUGUCCUCUUUUCUUUAAAUCUUGAUCGGUUUGUAAAAUUCAUUACAUGAACAAGUCACUUGAACUUCAUGCGCAAACAUGCACUAAUAUUAGGCUUUUCCACCCCUUCUGAAGCAUUCCUUUGCUCUGUGUGUGUAUAUAUCUAAUUUUUUUACACUGAAUUUGAGAGUUAUAAACUGGAUUUGUGGUGUAAUAAACUGACUCUUGGUUCAGCUUUAGUUUAAACUAAUUGUAUUUUGGCAAAGUGAUUUCAUCUCAAUUUACUAAUCGUAAAUGCACCAGUUGACAUUUUUUCUGGACUCUUAUUAAGUAAAAGUUACUGCUUUUGACUAAAGAACGCAACACCAACCUGUGCAAUGUUUCAGUGGCAUUUCAAGGGGAUGAAAGUUAAAAGGAAGCAUUCCACAAAUGAUUUUCUGAGAUCUGUACGUUGCAGUGAGGUGGUAAAGGAGUACGUGUGAAAUGUUUUGUAAUCUGAAAUUCCUUUUCCUUUAUGAAAACCUAUUCUCUUGCUUUUGUCCCUCAUGUCUCAUUGACCUUUAAAAAAAAAAAAAGCAUAUUUAACCUUCUGCUUUGAAACUCUGAGGUAUGUCUUCUAUCAGUGGCGUUUGUAAUUAUGUUAAUAAAGACAAUGCUGUAGACUGUC
Molecule: messenger RNA, 2709 nt
Organism: Tachysurus fulvidraco (yellow catfish)
Lineage: Eukaryota; Metazoa; Chordata; Actinopteri; Siluriformes; Bagridae
Product: ras-related protein Rab-14-like
Exons: 8
Coding region: 150-797 (215 amino acids)
Biological process (GO): defense response to bacterium; phagosome maturation; endocytic recycling
Cellular component (GO): recycling endosome; phagocytic vesicle; trans-Golgi network
Molecular function (GO): GTP binding; GTPase activity
Source: RefSeq, a predicted model, not a curated record